GGCGCUGUUUCAUGACUCACAAACCAGGAAAAUGGCGGAGCCGUCGUCAGUUGAAAGAUGGAUCGACAUUGCAAAACAGUGCAAGUAUCUCCCGGAAAACGACUUAAAGAAACUCUGUGAUUACGUGUGCGAUCUUCUCUUGGAAGAAUCCAAUGUGCAACCGGUUUCCACUCCAGUGACUGUAUGUGGAGAUAUUCAUGGACAGUUUUAUGAUUUAGAGGAGUUGUUCAGGACAGGAGGUCAGAUACCAGACACCAACUACAUAUUCAUGGGUGAUUUUGUUGACCGUGGUUACUACAGCCUGGAGACUUUCACCAGGUUACUCACCCUCAAGGCCAAAUGGCCGGAUCGCAUCACGCUUCUCCGUGGCAACCACGAGAGCAGACAGAUCACACAAGUCUAUGGAUUCUAUGAUGAAUGUCAGACUAAAUACGGCAAUGCGAAUGCCUGGCGAUACUGUACCAAGGUCUUUGAUCUGCUCACAGUUGCCGCUAUUAUUGAUGAGCAGAUCUUGUGUGUUCAUGGUGGUCUCUCGCCAGACGUCAAGACCCUUGACCAGAUCCGGACGAUUGAGAGGGCUCAGGAAAUCCCACACAAGGGGGCCUUUUGUGAUCUGGUGUGGUCGGACCCAGAGGAUGUGGACACUUGGGCUAUUAGCCCUCGAGGAGCAGGUUGGCUGUUUGGAGCCAAAGUUGUCAAUGAGUUUGUCCACAUCAACAACCUGAAGCUGAUCUGCCGAGCCCACCAACUCGUCCAUGAAGGCUACAAGUACAUGUUUGAUGAGAAACUGGUGACGGUGUGGUCAGCGCCUAACUACUGCUACCGCUGUGGCAAUAUUGCAUCCAUCCUUGCCUUCCGCGACACAGCAACAAAGGAGGCCAAACUCUUCAGGGCCGUGCCGGAUGCUGAGAGAGUGAUACCAACUCGCACCACGACGCCAUACUUCCUCUGAGGAGAAUUCUGAAGAAAUACAUCGACACAGAAAUUUGAGCAGGGAAAUGACCUGGAAUGCCUCUUUGUAGUAGGCAUCAUUUCUGAGAUAAACAGUCAUUCCAGAUUUGGAGAUGUUCUCUCAGUAAUAUAUGGGACUUGGUAGUAAAUCGCUUACUGCGUGGUUUUGUCCAUUUUAAUAUAGACUUUAGGACAUGCAUGAAGUGUUUAUUUAAAGUGCAACAUCUUUGUACAGAUGAAAUCAUUGCAUCAAGCACCAGACACUGGAAUUUCGCAAGAAGGUAUUUUUGCGUGCGGUGAAAAUAUUUAACACAGUGCAGAGCAUAAAGCAGUCAAUGUUGCGUGCACCAACUACGCGAGCUCAUUUUUUAAUCAUGGGCUUGCCCUUACGUUGACAUACAUUCAUAUCACCGUGUGCUCAGUGAUGCCUGAGAGCUCACGAAGGGCAAAGCACCUGAUUAAAAAAUCUAACUCUCCUGGAUGCACAACAUCUUGGGUGAACUAGUUCACGACAAAUACUGGAGACAUUUUGAGCAGUGAGAAGAGUUCCAAGUGAUGCAACGGUGUCAUUUAGGAUUUUUUUUAAAAAGCCUGAAAUUCAUUCAUUUUGGUUACGGAAAUCAGGGUUCAGACAAACAUAGCUUGGCAGGCCAUACAUGAACAUAGAUGUAAAGUAUUUAAUUUGUAUGUGACUUGAAGUGGUGUUUUUGUGUGAUGUUCUGGGCUCCAUGCUUAAUCUGGCAUAACCUUUGACCCCAUGGGGGCAGUUUGCUCCUUGGAUUUACCUGCAGAAUAGUCCCCGAUUUUUGCAAGUUACAGCUGCACUUUUUCCCCAACAAGUUGCCAGUCAGCUACCCUGACAGGUUAUUUACCUCUAUUUAAGAUUUAGCCGCCUUGAAUUAGAAGUAAGGCCAUGCCUAGUUGUACUAAUACUUAGGAGCUAACUUUGAGAAAGGUGUCAUGUUUAUUUUGUAUAGUAUCAAUGUAAACUUGUAGUAUUUCAGUUUAAGUUCAGGUAUAGUGCUAUCUUUGGUUUGGUUUUUAACGCGUCCUUGGUUUGAAUUAGCUACUGGGGCAUGGAAUUCUUAUCACAAAUAAGCCUGGAAUGGUUUAUGUAGUGUUUCACCAGGGUCCAAAAUGACCUCAAAAGAAUACACCAUUAACAGAAAGGUAAUACAUGUACUUGAUGAAUCCAUUGAAGGCAGUGUAAUAACAUCUGAGAGUUUGUGUACAA
This is a messenger RNA of Acanthaster planci (crown-of-thorns starfish), 2185 nucleotides long. RefSeq names its product serine/threonine-protein phosphatase 6 catalytic subunit. Lineage: Eukaryota; Metazoa; Echinodermata; Asteroidea; Valvatida; Acanthasteridae. The record is from RefSeq and is a predicted model, not a curated record. Gene Ontology annotation, molecular function: protein serine/threonine phosphatase activity.